Molecule: messenger RNA, 8015 nt
Organism: Lampris incognitus (smalleye Pacific opah)
Lineage: Eukaryota; Metazoa; Chordata; Actinopteri; Lampriformes; Lampridae
Gene: dop1a
Product: DOP1 leucine zipper like protein A
Exons: 37
Coding region: 195-7688 (2497 amino acids)
Biological process (GO): Golgi to endosome transport
Cellular component (GO): trans-Golgi network; endosome
Source: RefSeq, a predicted model, not a curated record
CGUCAGUUGGACGUAUCUGCCGUGAACAUAAACGUUAGCGUUAGCUAGCGACAGUUGUCAAGCCGCUUCCAUUCGUCAAAUUGCGCACAUGGUUGAAUGACAGUGGCUGGCUGCUAUUAUAAAACGCUGUUGGUGUGAUGUACAUACAAGAGCCUGCGGUUGCACAGUAGUGGCAACAAUAAUCACCCAGGAGAAUGAAUGCAGAGGAGGUGGAAUUGCUCAGUGACUCCAAGUACAGGAACUAUGUGGCAGCUGUGGACAAGGCCCUUAAGAACUUUGAGUACUCCAGCGAAUGGGCAGACCUCAUCUCUGCAUUGGGCAAGCUUAACAAGGUAUUGCAAAACAAUGCAAAAUACCAAGUGGUUCCCAAGAAGCUAAUAAUAGGCAAGCGUCUUGCCCAGUGCCUCCAUCCAGCCCUCCCCAGUGGGGUCCACCGCAAGGCUUUGGAAACUUAUGAGAUCAUUUUCAAGAUAAUUGGACCCAAGAGGCUGGCCAAAGACCUCUUUCUUUAUAGCUCAGGUCUGUUCCCUUUACUCUCCAAUGCUGCUAUGUCUGUGAAACCUGUGCUGCUUGGGCUGUAUGAGACCUACUACCUGCCCUUAGGGAAGACCCUGAAACCUGGGCUCCAGGGACUGCUCACUGGGGUGCUGCCUGGUCUGGAGGAGGGCUCUGAGUACUAUGACAGGACCAACACUCUGCUGGAGAAGGUGGCGGCAGCAGUUGAGCAGUCGGCCUUCUACAGUGCACUGUGGGGCAGCAUCUUGACUAGUCCCGCUGUGCGUCUGCCCGGGGUCUCCUUCGUUCUGCUGCACCUCAAUCGCAAGCUCUCAAUGGAGGACCAGCUCUAUGUCAUGGGCAGUGACAUUGAACUCAUGGUGGAGGCAGUGAGCACUUCAGUCCAGGACUCCAGUGUGCUGGUGCAGAGGAGCACCCUUGACCUCAUCCUCUUCUGCUUCCCCUUCCACAUGAGUCAGGCUACACGUCCUGAUAUGAUCAGGAUCCUGUCAGCAGCCCUGCAUGUGGUUCUGAGGAGAGACAUGUCUCUCAACCGAAGACUCUAUGCCUGGCUCUUAGGCUUUGAUAACAAUGGCGUGAAAACAGGCCCACGCAGCACUCGUCAGAGCAACCCAGAGGAGCACGCAAGCUACUACUUCAACACCUAUUCUAAGGACAUGUUGGUCCAGGCUAUGGUGGGGAUCCUGCAGGGGAAGGCCCGUGGUGGGGAAGAGGAGAGCAUCUUGAUGCAUGACCUCAAGCCGUUUCGCAUCCUCAUCAGUCUGUUGGACAAGCCAGAGCUAGGCCCUGCAAUCCUCGAGGAUGUUCUGAUUGAGGUGUUCCGGACUCUGCACACACAGUGUCGAACAGAGCUCGAUCUGCACAACCAGAAUCCUUUUAGCAAGGAUCACACACACCUUAGCAGUAAACUCAGAGAGAACAAGAAGACGGCAGAACUAAUUAAAACGGCCAAUCUCCUGUUCAACUCUUUUGAGCCGUACUACAUGUGGGACUACAUUGCUUGUUGGUUUGAAGAAUGCUGCAGGAGGACGGUAAAUGGCCCUCAUGCACCAUGGCAUGCUGGGAGCAAAGACUCUCCAGGGCUGUCGUUGGUGGAGUUCAGUCAGCUGGUUGACUUCCUACUGGACAUAGUUUCCUUGGAAACCUAUAUAGAGAUCCAGACGGAACACCUUCCUCAGCUGCUGCUACGCAUGGUGGCUGCACUGACUUCUCACCUGCAGGCCCUGGGCCUUGGGGAGCUAACCCACUGCCUCCGUCUCUGCUCCAAGAUUCUCAGCAAAGUACAGCCCCCACUGGUGUCCCCCCUGUCGCUUCCGUCUGGGCCCCAGGCUCAAGGCCUCUCCACAUCCACCACAACCACCCCAGCUACAGCAAGGGACAAGGCUGGAGACAAGGAGGAUGAACGAUCCUGCCUAGCCACUUCAGGACUGCCCGGUCGCGGGGAGGUGUUUGAGGAUGGGGAGAACCCUUCCAGCAGCCGUUCCUCAGAAAGCGGUUUCACAGAGUUUGUCCAGUACCAGGCGGAUGGUUCAGAGGAAUCCGAGCGCACCCAACACACUCACCCCUCCCUCAAGACAAGCAGUCGACCAUCAGGUCCGCCUCAGACCAAAUCCCUCGACAAGCCUGUGAUGCAGUGCUGUCUGGAACACUUCCAACAGUUCCUCUCCCGCCUAAUCACCCUGUACAUUGUCCCCAGGCAGACAGACAGAGCCAGGGGUGAGAUAGGUGAGGUUUUGUGGACAGGGACCCCAGUUCUAAAUGGGGAUAAACAGAAUGGAUGUGUGGACCAGACAGAGCCAUGGUCAGGUCAGGUGUCAGGGCUGCAGCAAAGGGAAUGUGUACCUGCCUUCACUGCUGCCUGUCAGCUCUUUCUGGAGUGCUCCAGCUUUCCCGUCUACAUCGCUGAGGGUAACCUCAAGUCCUCACCCACACAAGAGGAGCAGAAUGACAAUGAGCAGGUGUGUCUACCAGUGUGGCUGAAGAUGCUGAUGGAUGCUUGCUGUCUGGCCAGUGACUUCAGCCUGCAGGGUGUAGCCAUUUCCCUGCUAAUGGACCUAAUGGGCCUCACCCAGUCUGUGGCCAUGGUGACCGCUGAGAGUGUGGCCUCCAAUGGCAGCUUCGAUUCAGGCCAGCCCCUAAGCCCCAGCAAGGGCCGAGUGGCUGUAGUGAUGAGGCCGCCACUCACUCAGGGAAUAUUGAAAUACAUCGCAGAUAAAACAGACUUCUUCAAGAGUGUAGCUCUGAUUCUUUGGGACCAGCUGGGUGAAGGGACACCUCAGCACCACCAGCGCAGCGUGGAGCUUUUCUACCAGCUCCACAACCUGGUGCCCUCCUCCUCCAUCUGUGAGGACGUCAUCAGCCAGCAGCUCAUGCACAGGGACAAGAGAAUUCGCCUGGAGGCCCAUGUAAAAUUCUCUGUGCUGUGGCAUUUGACAAGAGAUUUAAACAUCACCAAGUCUUCCCCUUUUAACCGAACAUUUGACAGGUCUCUCUUCAUUAUGCUAGACAGUCUGAGUUACUGGGAUCCAUCUGCCAGUGCCGUGGGCCGGGCCUGGCUGAACCAGGUUCUUCAGAGGCAUGACAUCGCUCGGGUUCUUGAGCCUCUCCUCCUGCUCCUGCUCCACCCAAAGACUCACCGGGUCUCGAUCCAGAGAGUCCAGGCGCAGCGCCACUUGGCCCAAGCCUUCUCCAACCCACCCGAUCUGGACCCAUCAGAACCCAUCUAUACCAGGGACUCUGGCUUUUCAGAAAACUUCAAUCAAAUGCAAGGGGACAGUGUCAAGUUGGGACAGCAGCAGCUGCCAUUGGGUGACAUGGAGCCCUUUUGUUUGACUGUCAACCCUUUGAGUGAUAGUCUGUCCUUUAUGAGCCUGAGCAGUGAGAACCUGCAACUGACUGGUGAAUAUCAGUCAGCUGACCAGCAGGGGGAACCCCAGAGCUCCGAGUCCAGUGGCUCCCAUUCUUCCACUGUAGACAAUGGCAGUUUUGAGGAGCCAGAUGGCACCAUCAGCACAGUCAAUGGCUCAGAACAGCCUAGGUGCUCAGAUAUCAUGCCUGUAGAUGAUCAGGACUCAAUAGAGGAAGUGGUAUCCUGUGUUCUAGCAGAGCUGAUAGACAAUGUUGUUCAUUUAGUAGAGGAGCGGGCUAUAGGAACGCCAUCUCCACCUGAAGCCUGGCCACAAACGGAUUCCGACAGCACCUCCUCAGAAACUUCUACAGGCCCUCGUCUCGACCCUGGCCCUCAUCCCAGUUUACGCCACCAAACUCUGCCGGAGAUGCUGGCAGGAAGCACGCUGGAGUUUCUUUCUGUCACCACGGCUGACAUGACUGCAGCAGAGCAGCAUAGAGAAGGCAUCACUCGUCACAGUUCAUCCCCGUCCAUUGUCACUUUACCGGACAGCUCUGGUCCCCCCACCCCAGACCACAGCCUACGUGUCGACGACCCUCAGGCCCGCAAGCGUAGCCACAGCAGCACCCAGCUCAGCCUGAGGGGCAAGAUCAUAGAGAGGCUAUCUGACAAAUCUCCCGGGACCAGGCCAAAGAUCAAGAAGACUAAGAGGAAAGAGGAGGAGAGGCUCAAGAAGGCAGCCAAUCAGGCUGAUAAGAUCCGUCCACCCAGUAUCUUCUUCGGGGACAGCCUGGACUUGGAGAAUUGGUACAGCUGUGGGGAAGGGGAAGUGUCUGAGAUCGAGAGUGAUACCGACUCGCCCAGUGGAGGCACAGGCGGGACAGUUGGGGGCGUUGUUGUCACAGGGAGACGUAGAUCAUCCUCUGCCCCAACCCAGAUUAACAUCCACCCUCUCUACCAGCAUGUCCUGCUCUACCUCCAGCUGUACGACUCAUCCCGGGCCCUGCACGCCCUGUCAGCCAUAGCAGCCAUGGUCAGGGCUGCUCCCUCAGGGUUUGUCAGUGCCAUUUCCACCACCAGUAUCAACAACACCUACACUCCACAGCUCUCCCUUCUUCAGAACCUCCUGGCCCGUCACAGGGUCUCUGUCAUGGGCAAAGACUUCUACUGCCCCAUUCCCCAGGACUCACACUCUCACUCAUUCCGCAGCGCCAUGUACCUGGAGAUUAUCAUCUCACUCUGCCUCUAUUUCCUGAGGAGCUACUACUCUGCCCAUGUGGCGGCAGGGGCUCAGGACCUGGCGGGGAAUCGAGCCAUGCAGCUGACCAGUGUGGAGGUCCUCACUCUCCUCUUCACCGAGCUGGCCAAGGUCACAGGUGGCUCAGCCAAGGGAUUCGCCAGUUUCAUCAGCGACGUGCUGUCCAAGUGCAAGGUUCAAAAGGUUGUGCUCCACUGCUUGCUUUCCUCCAUCUUCAGCGCCCAGAAGUGGCAUGAUCAGAGGGUGGCAGGGAUCAAUAUGGCUGCCGUGGAGGAGGGCCUUUCAGAGGACAGCCUCAUCAACCUGUCAGAAGACCAGAUAGACAGCUGUAGUGCUGUCCAGUCUCAGCUGCUCAGGCUCCUUCAGAGCUUGGUGGUCCUAGAACACAGAGUCCUAGUGCCGGCAGAUGAGGGAGGGGAAGGAGGGCCGGGGGGAGGCGGAGGGGCAGGGGGCGGGGGAACAGGAGGUGGGACUGGAACAGGGUUUGAGCUACUGGGUGGUGAGGUGGAGCACGUCAACCCUCAGCAGCCAAUGACAUCACUGCAGUACCUCCACGGGCAGCCUAUCACAGCACAGGGAAUGUUCCUGUGUGCAGUGAUCAGGGCAUUGCAUCAGCACCACGCGUGUAAAAUGCAUCCCCAGUGGAUUGCGCUGAUCACAGCCACCCUACCUUACAUGGCGAGAGUGCUAAGAAGGGUUGUGGCCUCAGUCACCCUGCAGCUGUGUAGAAAUCUGGACAACCUCCUCCAUCAGUACCGCUAUGAGAUGGGCAUCACUGACACCAGACCUCAGUGGAUGGCUGUCUGUAUUCCUCCUGACCUCAUUCUGACUGUGCUGGAAGGUGUGACAGCCAUCAUCCACUACUGCCUACUGGAUCCCACAUCUCAGUACCACCAGCUGCAAGUGAGUGUUGACCAGAAGCACCUAGCCGAAGCUCGUUCAGGCAUCCUGUCCAUCCUCCAUACCAUUAUGUCAUCUGUCACCCUGCUGUGGAGCAUCCUCUACCAUGCCGACGGCUCUGACAAGCCUGCUGCCGCCUCUGCUGCCUCCUCCUCCAACAUCAAUCUGGGCUCCACAAAGAAUCUCCGUCAGCAGAUUCUAGAGCUGUUGGGUCCAAUUUCCAUGAACCACGCCACUCACUUCAUGGCUGCUAUUGCCUAUGUAUGGAAUGAGCGGAAACAGGCGAAGACUCCAGUCAGGAACAAGGUGAUUCCCACAGCCAGCGAGGAGCAGCUGCUUCUGGUAGAACUUGUGCGCUCGGUCAGUGCCAUGCGGACUGAGACUGUUAUGCAGACGGUCAAAGAGGUUCUGAAGCAACCACCCUCUAUUGCAAAAGAAAAGAAACACCUGUCUUUGGAAGUCUGCAUGCUGCAGUUCUUUUACGCCUAUGUCCAGAGGAUCCCUGUUUCCAGUUUGGUUGACAGUUGGCCAUCUUUGCUAGCACUUUUAAAGGACUCCGUACAGUUAGGACUUCCCGCUCCUGGACAGUUCCUUAUACUUGGGGUGCUCAAUGAGUUCAUCUUGAAGAACCCAAAUCUGGAGAGCAAGAAAGACCAGCGGGAGCUGCAGGAUGUGACACAUAAAGUGGUGGAAGCCAUUGGGACAAUUGCAGGCUCCUCCCUGGAGCAAACCACUUGGCUGAGGAGGAAUUUAGAGGUGAAGGCCUCCCCUCAGAUUGUCAUGGAUGGAGCCAACUUGGAGGCUGAUGUAGAAGAUUUAAUGCUCACAGUGAUGGAGGCCUCCAGCUUCACUCCAUCAGUGUACAGUGUUCACGCCCUCACACUGCUGGCUGAGGUGCUGGCUCAUCUCCUGGACAUGGUGUUCUACAGUGAUGAAAAGGAGAGGGUAAUUCCAUUGCUAGUUAACAUCAUGCACUAUGUGGUGCCCUACCUCCGCAACCACAGUGCUCACAACGCCCCCAGCUACCGGGCAUGCAUCCAGCUGCUGAGCAGCCUGAGUGGGUACCAGUACACCCGUCGUGCCUGGAAGAAGGAGGCCUUUGAUCUCUUCAUGGACCAUACCUUCUUCCAGAUGGACUCCACCUGUGUCAGCUAUUGGAGAGCUAUCAUCGAUCACCUGAUGACCCAUGACAAGACCACAUUCCGAGACCUCAUGACCCGUGUGGCUGUGGCUCAGAGCAGCUCUCUCAGCCUGUUCACUAACCGAGAUGCGGAGCUGGAACAGAGGGCCAUGCUGCUCAAACGCCUUGCCUUCACCAUCUAUAGCAGCGAAGUGGACCAGUACCAGAAAUACCUGCCAGACAUACAGGAGCGCCUGGUAGAGAGUCUCCGCCUGCCUCAGGUGCCCAUCCUCCAUGCUCAAGUGUUCCUGUUCUUCAGAGUGCUCCUGCUCCGCAUGUCCCCUCAACACCUCACUUCACUGUGGCCCACCAUGAUCACUGAACUGGUUCAGGUGUUUCUACUCAUGGAACAGGAGCUAACAGCAGAUGAGGACAUAUCAAGGACAUCUGGGCCAUCAGUGGCAGGACUGGAGACCACCUACUCAGGUGGGAAUGGCUUCUCCACCUCCUACAACAGCCAGCGGUGGCUCAACCUCUACCUGUCUGCCUGCAAGCUGCUGGAUCUGGCCUUGGCACUACCUUCUGAGAGCCUACCACAGUUCCAGAUGUACCGCUGGGCCUUCAUCCCCGAGGCGUCAGACGAUUCAGGACUGGAGGUGAGGCGGCAGGGGACACACCAGAGAGAGUUCAAGCCACACGUGGUCCGACUAGCCAAGCUGCUGAGGAAACGAGCCAAGAAAAACCCAGAGGAGGACUGCUCCAGCCGCACCCUGUCCUGGGAACCAGGCCACUUGCUGCUGACCCUCUAUGUGAUCCGCAGCAUGGAACAGCUCCUGCCUUUCUUCAACCUCCUCAGCCAGGUGUUCAGCAGCAAGGCUAGCAGUCGUUCAGGUCCUGCCUACGCCAGUGCUCCCAGCGACGCCGCCUUCCCUGCUCACAAGGACAGCCACAAGCUGGAGAGCCAGAAAGUGUUCUGGAGUCGUGCCCGGCAGAACAUUGAGGAGAUGGUGGAGAAGGACUUCCUGGAGGGCCUUAUAAAGACGUAAAAAAGGGGGCUGCAAGGGGAUAAACUGGGGAUACAUAUCGUCAACACUAGUGAAAAACCUCAACUUGUAUAUAUGAAAAAAAAAAAUCUAAGGGAAUAUCAACAGGAAACUUAUACAAAACAGAAACGAGUUUGUACAUUUUUUUCUAUUUUUAAGGACAAUUUCGCUUUUCAGAAGCUAUUCUAUUUAAUUUUAAUUAUUUCUAUCGAUGGAGCAGCUUUAACAACUGACUAACAUUUUGUGUGAGUUCUUCGAGAAGAUGUGAUGACGCUGUGCCAUUCCAUAUUGAUGUGACUUAAUAAAAUAAAGACUUACAAUGAUGGGUUA